Messenger RNA from Gekko japonicus, 501 nucleotides. RefSeq names its product cutA divalent cation tolerance homolog (E. coli) (gene CUTA). The transcript has 6 exons. NCBI's taxonomy places the organism in Eukaryota, Metazoa, Chordata, Lepidosauria, Squamata, Gekkonidae. The coding region runs from base 7 to 501 and encodes 164 amino acids. Gene Ontology annotation, molecular function: copper ion binding. The record is from RefSeq and is a predicted model, not a curated record. Gene Ontology annotation, biological process: response to metal ion.
AGAAGGAUGUUGAAAAUAGAUUGGUUAAUCCAGCGUUUCCAGGCGCUUCUGGCUCCUUCCAACUCCCGCUCAGGAUGCUUCACUCUGCUGCUGGCCAUGAGUUUAUCUUUGCUGAUGUGUCCGGUGUUGAGAACAAUCGGCCUUCAGCUGCACGCAGCGUUGACUGGCAGCUACAUCUCUGGGACUCAUUCUGUGGCAUUCGUCAACUGCCCCAAUGAACAGAUUGCAAGAGAUAUUGCAAGGGCGAUUAUGGACCGGAAGCUGGCUGCUUGUGUGAACAUCCUCCCCAAAACUUCAACCAUGUAUUUUUGGAAAGGGGAGAUUGAAGAAGCUACAGAGAUACUUCUGCUAGUGAAAACAAGGACAUCUAAAAUCAGGGAGUUGUCAGACUAUAUCAGAUCCAUGCAUCCCUUCGAAGCCCCUGAAAUAAUCAGCCUUCUCAUUGACCAAGGAAACCCAGCCUAUCUGAAAUGGAUCGAAGAGAGCGUUCCAUAUGACUAA